Messenger RNA from Acanthoscelides obtectus, 520 nucleotides. The record is from the annotation of a GenBank genome assembly. NCBI's taxonomy places the organism in Eukaryota, Metazoa, Arthropoda, Insecta, Coleoptera, Chrysomelidae.
GAAAUGCAUUAUGAUUUUUUUGUCGAUAUGAGAGCAAACAAUGAAAGGAAAACAUUAAUGCGAGGGAUCGAUAAGAUAAGGACCAAUAUAAUUACCUGGUUUUGGUUCCUGAUAGAUCACAUCCGCCUUUUGUUGUCUGUUUGUGAAAGCUGAGCGUUCACCAUGAGGGACGGACCGCCCUGUUCAGAACACCACAGACCACCCCAUGAGCACCGUGGUGCGAUAGGAAGGAUCUUGGAACACAUUUUCGUUCCUCCGCAUAUGAGACAUCACCAUCAUUAUCACAGAUAUGACCGCCAUUACAGAGACCAUCACUAUCAUCAUCAGCCCCCAUGUUACCCUCAAUGGGGUCCAGCACCCCCAUGCUCACACAAUUAUUUCGUAACUGGGUGUCUGCAUUGCCACAACUACUAUAGGCGAUGGUGAUUGGAAUUGCAGAACUUAUAUCUGAAAUCAUUAAUAUUAUAAUGCUAUCUACUUAUUGUUAAUUUCAAUAAAUAAACUGUAGGGAAUGGGGAAG